Messenger RNA from Strongyloides ratti, 2235 nucleotides. Its product is annotated as Adenylate kinase/UMP-CMP kinase family and P-loop containing nucleoside triphosphate hydrolase domain-containing protein. Gene Ontology annotation, molecular function: AMP kinase activity; ATP binding. The transcript has 7 exons. Bases 1 to 2235 code for a protein of 744 amino acids. Gene Ontology annotation, cellular component: cytosol; cytoplasm. Gene Ontology annotation, biological process: nucleoside triphosphate biosynthetic process. NCBI's taxonomy places the organism in Eukaryota, Metazoa, Nematoda, Chromadorea, Rhabditida, Strongyloididae. The record is from RefSeq and is a predicted model, not a curated record.
AUGACAGGAUUAAUUUAUAAUAAACCUGACAAUCCAAUAGAAUUUAUUGAAAUUUCAAUAGCAAAAAUAAAAAAUGAUCCAUCAUUAGCACUUAAGUGGGAUUCUUUUGUAGAUUCAGAACACCUUCCUAGUCUAAAACCAUCAGCUUAUCCCCUCUCAAAUACAUAUAAAAAUAACAAAACAUUAGUAAAAAAUGAAUCAGCAGGAACAGUAAAAAAAUCAGAAAUUAUAGAUGAAAGAGUACCACGAUUACAAAGUAGUCAUUCAAAUAAAUUUUCUUCUUCAGUAAAAAGUAAACAUUCAGAAAAUAAAAGUAUAAAAGAUUUAGAUUCUCCAAAAACGAAUCGUGAAAGGUGUGCAUCUGUAAUGAAAGCUGCUGAAAUUGCUCAGAUUCCAAAUGUUCCAAUUAUAUUAUUUAUGGGUGGUCCUGGUGGUGGAAAAACUAAACAUGCUGCAAGAAUAAGAGAAAGUAUGGAAAAUAAAGGAUUAAUUCAUAUAUGUAUGCCAGACUUAAUAAAAAUGGCCAUAAAUAGGUAUUCAGAUAAAUAUCCAGAAUGGAAAAAUGCUGGUGAAAAAUAUUCUAGAGGUGAAUUAAUACCUAAUUAUUUGGCUCUACAAUUAAUAAAAGCAGAAAUGGGAAGAUAUCAAAAUGCAAAAGCAUUUUUCUUGGAAGGAUUUCCAAGAGAAGCGCAACAAGUUGAAGAUUUUGAAAGGGAAGUAGCUCCUGUAAAUAUGGCUUUAAUAUUAGACUAUGAUGAGGGAACACUUAGAAGUCACAUGGAAAAAAGGGGAUUAUCACUAGAAGUUAUAAAUUGCAAAAUAAAUGAAUUUAAGAAAAAAACAUUACCUAGUGCUAAAUAUUUUGAUGAUCAAGGUUUACUUCAUUUAAUACCUGGAGAAAAUUCUAAUGAAGAAAUUUUUGAUAAACUUAGUGUUCUUGUCAAUGAAGCUAUGGAGUAUGGAAUUCCAAUAAAACAAAUAAAUUCUCCUGUACACAUAGAGAAAAAAGUUGAAUCAAGAAAUACAUCAUCUAAAAGCAAAAAAUCUGAUAAUUCAAUAACAAGUGAAAAGAAGAGAAGUUUUGAAUCAGAAAAAAAGAUGACAAAACAAAUUACAAAAACUGACAGUAUGGCUACUAUUAAUUCAAGAAAAUCAAACGAUUCAAGAGGUACUCCAUCAACACCUGCUGAAUAUAAUUUAAGAAAUGAAAGAAAUUUAAAUAAUAAAGAAAAUGAUACUAUUUCAGUUAAUAAUGAUACAAAUUCAAUAAAAACAGAAAAUAAAAAUGAGCAUAAUAUUGAAAGUAACAUUGUUGCAUCAAAUUCCUCACAUGUCAUUAUUCAACCUGAAACUCCAAAAGAAGAAAAAAAUAUUGAAGAUGAAGUUAUGAAUAGAGAAGUAACAUCUGAUACAAGACCUUCAACUUUAUCUCAAAGACCACCAUCAUCAACAAUAAAAACAGUUACAGCUGUAAUUGAAAAAAAUGAAAGAAACAACACAGGAGAAAAUAAAAAUUCACCAUCCAUAACUCCUACAUUAACAGCCAAAGAAGGAAUAACAAUAAAUGUACCUGUUAUUUUAAUAAUAGGUCCACCAGGAAGUAAUAAAACUGAAAUAUCAAAUAAAAUUUCUCAAAAAUAUGAAGGUUUUACAUAUUUAAGUAUGGGAGAAUUACUUAGAAAUAUGGUUGAAGAAAAUAAAAAUGAUGAAUUAUGGCAAAGAAUUGGUAAAAAAAUGGAAGUUGGUGAAAUGAUUCCAAUGAAAAUAUGUCGUGAAUUAUUAUUUUCUGCAUUAACCAAACAUGUUUCAACAGCAUGGGGAUUUGUAAUUGAGGGAUAUCCUCGUAGUUUACCACAAUUAAGUGAUUAUGAAACUCAUGGUAUACGAUUAGAUUUAGCAAUAUUAAUUGACUGUACUGAACAAUUUUGUAUUGAAAAUCUUUCUAAAAGAUUUAAUAUUGAUGAUAGUAGUAAAAAAAGACCAGAUGAUGAUCCAGAUAUUGUUAAAGCAAGACUAGAACAUUUCAAACAAAAUAAUCUUCCAAUGUUAAAAGCUUUGGAUGAUACAGGAAAACUUAGAGUUGUCCGUAUAGAAUACAAGAUUGAUGGUGAUACUGAAACGGAACAAAUCUUUAAUAAUAUUACUGAUAUUAUUGAUACAGCCAUAUUUGUAGAAGAAAAUAAUGCCGGAAAAGGACUAUCAACAGGAAAUUCUAAUAAUACUCAUGAAGAUUAA